Molecule: messenger RNA, 1170 nt
Organism: Phragmites australis (common reed)
Lineage: Eukaryota; Viridiplantae; Streptophyta; Magnoliopsida; Poales; Poaceae
Exons: 9
Coding region: 185-829 (214 amino acids)
Biological process (GO): maturation of LSU-rRNA from tricistronic rRNA transcript (SSU-rRNA, 5.8S rRNA, LSU-rRNA)
Cellular component (GO): nucleolus
Molecular function (GO): RNA binding
Source: RefSeq, a predicted model, not a curated record
UCAAAACGAACGCCACCGCCAAACCCUAACCCGCCGCGACGGCUCCUCUUCCUCCGCUCCCUCCCUCCCUCCCGCCCGCCGCCUCUCCUCCAAACUCCGACGCCUCCUUCGCACCUCCGCGGCGCUUGACGCCGUAUCCAGGAUUACCCGAGUAGAUAGAUAAAAGUGAAGUGGUUUCGGCGCGAUGGGGAUGAGGGAGAAGAAGCGGAACCAGAGGCGCGUGCUCGCGCGGCGCACUGCGGCACCACGCCCCGGGGAGGGCAAGGACUUCCUGCCGCUUGAAGGAGGGCCGGGGAAGAGGAUCCGGAAGGAGCAGCCCGAGGAGCCGGAGAACACCGCUACCGUCCUCUACAUCGGGCACAUCCCCCACGGCUUCUACGAGGAACAGAUGCAAGGAUUCUUUCAGCAGUUUGGGACUGUUAAGAGGCUUAGGAUUGCCCGGAACCGCAAGACAGGAAAGUCCAAGCAUUAUGCAUUCAUCGAGUUUGAGAACCCUGAUGUGGCGAAAGUUGUGGCUGAUGAGAUAAACAACUACCUCUUGUUUGAGCACACUUUGCAGAUUGCACUUGUUCCUCCGGAGAAAGUUCAUCCAAAAUUAUGGAAAGGGGUGCGACGUGGAUUUAUUCCAAUCGAUCGGGUAGCAAUUGAACGGAAGAGACACAACAAGGAUAAAACUAUAGAGGAGCACAGAAAGAUGGUUGAAGGAAUUGUAAAACGAGAUGAGAAGCGUCGCAAAAGAAUCAAGGCUGCUGGUAUUGAUUAUGAGUGUCCAGCCCUUGUCGGGUGCAUUCAGCCUUCUGCCAAGAAGAUCAAGUUUGAUGAGGAUUAGUGUUUUUUUUUAAAUAUGAGAGGCAGGUGGAUCCUCUGCAGUGGGAGUGACCAGACGGUUGAGUUGGAUGACUAUCUUAUUUUAGCGCUAAGGGGAUGGCAAUUGGCACCUUCGGUUUUGCUGCGUCUUUAAUCAGUGUUACUCCGAUGUUGCAAGUAUGAAAGUGGAAUGAUACCAACGCUUAUUUUCCAUGUAUCCUACCCAAUUUGCCCCUGAAGGGUGUUGUAAGUUUCACAGAAUUGCUGUGUUCCUACCGGAAGAAUCAGUAUCUUUGGUUUUGGGAUUCAAAACCCUAGUAUUUAGUGUUAAGUGUGAACUAAAUCAUAAAUUUCCUAGAGCAA